This is a messenger RNA of Anopheles aquasalis, 723 nucleotides long. Its product is annotated as protein-lysine N-methyltransferase CG9154. Lineage: Eukaryota; Metazoa; Arthropoda; Insecta; Diptera; Culicidae. The record is from RefSeq and is a predicted model, not a curated record. Gene Ontology annotation, molecular function: nucleic acid binding; protein-lysine N-methyltransferase activity. Gene Ontology annotation, biological process: methylation.
UCAACCCAUUUUGUUUACUGGUUCGCUUUUCUCGUUUUAAUGGCCACAGAAAUUCGUGACGGUGACGAUGCUAGUGACGAGGAAGAAUAUGUGCUUCCUCAAGAUACUCAAGAUCUUCUUAAGCAGUUUCUACAAGAGAAAGCGUGUGCAAAUGGCAACGCACAGGACGGAGGAGGUUUCGAAGAGAACUGGCAAUUGAGUCAAUUCUGGUACAACGAAUCAACGAAGCAAACCCUAGCCUCUGUGGUACAAUCCCUGCAGGAGCAGAGCGCCGUCCCGGACGAUAUAUUUAAAGUAGCUCUGCUAUCGGCACCUUCGGCUUACAAGCACGUGUCGAAGAUAAAUGCAAAUGCUAUGUUGUUUGAGUUUGACGAGAGGUUUGCAUACCAUGGCGAUCGUUUUUACCAAUAUGAUUACAACCGAGCGAUUGAAACGAACUAUUUGGAUGAAUUUCGUGAAGCAUUCGACUUGAUUAUAGCGGAUCCACCGUUCUUGUCUGAAGAGUGCAUCGAAAAGAUGGGAAUAAUUAUUAAGAAAAUGGCUAAGCCCAACUGUAAACUCCUUCUCUGCUCUGGCGCUGUUGUGCAGCAAUGGGCAGAGCAGUACAUAGGCGUUACGAUGUGUGACUUUCGACCGGAACACGAACGCAACUUAGGAAACGAAUUUUGUUCUUAUUCUAAUUUUGAUUUAGACAGCAUUAUUAAACAAAAUCCUUCUUCUUAG